This is a messenger RNA of Ruditapes philippinarum (Manila clam), 633 nucleotides long. RefSeq names its product short-chain collagen C4-like. Bases 1 to 633 code for a protein of 210 amino acids. The record is from RefSeq and is a predicted model, not a curated record. The transcript is spliced from 2 exons. NCBI's taxonomy places the organism in Eukaryota, Metazoa, Mollusca, Bivalvia, Venerida, Veneridae.
AUGCUUGUUGACUGUGGAGAGAGUGUUGCAUCUCUAAGAAACGAUCAUAAAAUUACGAAAGACAAACUAGAACGUCUUAGUAAAAAGCAAGCCACUGACACCUACACGAGAUGGGGACGGUCUUCUUGUCCGCCUGGAGCAACGACUGUUUACGGCGGAUUUACUGCCGGGUCGCAUUACUGGCAAACUGGUGCAGCUGCUAAUCCCAUUUGCUUAUCUAAAAAGCCAAAAUAUCACUAUCUCUCAAAAAAACCGAAAUUUAUGGCAUUGAUAUAUGGUGCCGAAUAUCAAACUACAGAUAGUAUUUGGGACAAAUUGAUGAACCAUGACAUCCCAUGUGCUGUUUGUCAUGUUCCUCGUACGAGCGUCAUCAUGAUUCCUGGACAAGAUAAUUGCCCAGACAACUUCAAGUUAGAAUACGAGGGUUACUUGAUGGCUGGUCAUCAUAUCCACCGUACAGGAUCAGAAUUCAUAUGCUUCGACAGAAAUUCAACUGCAGACGAGUAUUCAAGCCCAGUGAAUCACAAUGGGGCUGUGUUUUACUUUGUUGAGGCGGCAUGUGGUUCAUUGAAGUGUCGGCCCUAUGAAUCAGGACAACAGAUCACGUGCGCUGUGUGCUCUUAUUCUACUUAG